AUGAAUUUUGAGAUAAAAACCAAUCAAAGUAGAGAGCUUGCCGAGAUAAUUUAUGAUGAGCAAGGAGUUUUUGCCAUUAUGGAUGGCCAUAUUACUGAUUGUGAUUAGAUAAUUACAUUUGUUAGAGACUAUUUUUAAUGUAUAGAGAAUAUUUAAUAGUAAAUUAGAGCAUGCAAUAAAGGACUUUAAUAAUUUGAUUUUAUCUAACUAUUUGCUAAUGCUCAUUCUAAUGUUACUUCUCAUUCUCAUUUUGCUUCUCUUAUGUUUGGUACAACUGCUAAUUUGAUUUCUGCUUGGGGGAGAUCCAAGAACAAUUUUAUGUCCCAAAUAAUAGGAUAAAUUAAUUACUACAGAAUUGUCCUUCGAUCACAAACUACAUCUACUGGAGGAAAAGAAAAGUAUAGAACAUUAAGGGGGAUCUGUUAAUACUUAUAAAUUAUCGAAUGGCUAAUCUGUAGGGCCAUCUAGAGUUAUAUUAAAGGUGCCAAAUUUCCAGGUUUGGCAAUAUUCGGAAUUAUAGGAGAUUAAUUAGCUGAGUCGGUUGGAUUUUCUCAUGUUCCAGGGAUAUUUAAUUAUUUAUUUGAGAUAUCAAUUAGCAUUAGAUAACGAGGGAUGAUUUGA
Messenger RNA from Paramecium tetraurelia, 621 nucleotides. RefSeq lists its product as uncharacterized. Lineage: Eukaryota; Ciliophora; Oligohymenophorea; Peniculida; Parameciidae. The record is from RefSeq and is a predicted model, not a curated record. The transcript is spliced from 2 exons.